CCAAUAAAAACAGGUAUCAGGCAAAAGGGGAGGCAAUGAUGGCGCUGGCCUUCUGAAGCGGGGAAGGGGCGAAGCAGGGAAGGCGCGAGCAGGCGAAGGAGUGACUGAGUGGCAGCGGUGGCGGCCGUCGGGGUUCUUUUUGGCGGCGGUUUAAGGUUAUUUGGAGUGUUGCCUGAUGUGAAAAAUGGGAGAAAUAGAAGGCACUUACAGAGUAUUGCAAACUCCAGGAUCUCGUUUGGGAAUGCAGAAAAAUUCUGGAGUGAGUACUCUGGAACCAGGACAGAAUAUUUCUUCUGCCAUGGUCUCAACAUCUCCUAGAACAUAUGAAAGAUCUAUACAAAUCAAAGUCAAGCUUUUGGAUAACACUCAGGAAGUACUUGAUAUUGAGUCAAAAUGUUAUGGCCAGAAACUACUGACAGAGAUAUUUAAUCGUCUGAAUUUGAUUGAAUCUGACUAUUUUGGAAUUGAGUUCCAAAACAUGCAAUCAUAUUGGAUUUGGUUGGAGCCAAUGAAACCUAUUGUGAAACAAAUAAGAAGACCAAAGAACACAGUGCUUCGUCUAGCUGUAAAGUUCUUUCCUCCAGAUCCUGGCCAAUUGCAAGAGGAAUACACCAGAUAUCUGUUUGCACUGCAAAUGAAGAGAGAUCUGGCAGAGGAACACCUUACCUGCAAUGACAAUACAGCAGCACUCCUCAUAUCUCAUCUUCUACAAUCGGAAAUUGGAGAUUUUGAUGAAUCAGGAGAUCACGAGCAUCUUAAAAACAACCAAUACUUUCCCAACCAAGAAAGACUUCAAGAAAAAAUACUUGCAUUUCACAGGAAGCAUGUGGGUGAAACUCCUGCCGAAUCAGACUUCCAGGUGCUUGAAAUAGCUCGGAAACUGGAGAUGUACGGCAUGAGAUUUCACUUGGCAUCUGAUCGUGAAGGGACAAAAAUUAAUCUGGCUGUUUCAAACAUGGGUGUAUUGGUUUUCCAGGGCAAUAUAAAAAUCAAUACUUUCAACUGGUCCAAAAUCCGAAAAAUAAGCUUCAAGAGAAAACGAUUUCUUAUCAAGCUUCAUCCAGAAGUUCACGGUCCAUAUCAGGAUACUUUGGAAUUUCUUUUGGGAGGUAGAGAUGAGUGCAAGAACCUCUGGAAGAUAUGUGUUGAAUAUCAUACAUUCUUUAGGUUAUCUGAUCAACCAAAAGCAAAACCAAAACCAGUCUUCUUCAGCAGAGGAUCAUCUUUCAGAUACAGUGGGCGAACACAAAAACAAUUGGUGGAUUAUGUUAGAGAGAGUGGGUUGAAGAAAAUUCCUUAUGAAAGGAGGCAUAGCAAAACUAGAAUGUCUGCUCACACCUCGAGUCCUGAUGCACCCAAACAGAGUGUCUCAUUUACAGAAGGGUUAAGAAUCCCAGCAUCUAGUGCAUGCACAUAUGCCUCCUUCCAUAUGGAUAAUUUAUUGUCUUCAAACAUUGCCAGCUUGUCUUCCUUGACAGAAAGCAAUUCUUUCUUUUUGGAACCCAGAAUGUCACAUGGAGGGAGCUUGUCAGCAGAAGGAAAUAGUGUAAUAUCAGAAGAAACUGGGAACAAAGUGGUACAACAGCCUGGAUCACCAAACCUCCAGUCAUUCCAAGGUCCUCAACUAUCUUCUUUUAAAGUGAAGAGUCCCGUGUCCAUGAGUCCCCCAUUACAGGAAACUGUGAGCCAGGGCUCAUCUCCUGUGCUGAGUCCUGUCCUGAGUGAUGUUAGUGAAGCCAGGUUUGAAGAGGAUGAAAUGAGACAUAAAAAAUGCCCUACAGACAAAGCAUAUUUCAUUGCAAAGGAAAUCCUUGCUACUGAACGAACAUACCUAAAAGACCUGGAAGUUCUAACUCUAUGGUUCCGCAGUGCAAUUGUCAAGGAGAAUGCAAUGCCUGAAGGUCUCAUGACCUUAUUCUUCUCCAAUAUAGAUCCUAUCUAUGAGUUUCACAGAGGCUUUUUGAAAGAGCUUGAGCAAAGACUAGCACUCUGGGAAGGACGAUCAAGUUCAGAUAAAGGAGAUUGUCAGCGGAUUGGUGAUGUCAUGUUGAGAAAUGUGCAAAUAUUGAAGGAAUUUAUCAACUAUCUGCAAAAACAUGAUGAAGUCUUGAUGGAGCUUGAGAAAGCAACCAAACGUAUUAAGAAACUGGAAAUAGUUUAUAAGGAAUUUGAACUCCAAAGAGUUUGCUAUUUACCCCUUAACACUUUCUUGCUUAAGCCUAUCCACCGGAUAAUGUACUACAAGCUGAUCUUGGGAAGACUUUGUAAACACUAUCCAGCAGAUCAUCGAGACUACACUGACUGCAAGAAUGCACUGAAGGAAAUCGCAGAAAUGACAUCACAACUUCAAAGCAGUUUGAUCCGGUUGGAGAAUUUUCAGAAGCUAAUAGAGCUGCAGCAUGAUCUUCUUGGCACUGAUAAUCUCAUAGCACCUGGAAGGGAAUUUAUUCGAGAGGGUUGUUUGUACAAACUUACCAAAAAGGGCUUACAGCAAAGGAUGUUCUUUCUGUUUUCAGAUACAUUGCUGUAUACAAGUAAAGGCGUAACAGGGACCAAUCAGUUCAAAAUACGAGGACAUCUUCCUCUGCAUGGGAUGCUGGUGGAAGAGAGUGAAAAUGAAUGGUCUGUCCCUCAUUGCUUCACAAUCUAUUCAGCUCAAAAAACUGUAGUAGUGGCAGCAAGCACUCAUCUGGAAAUGGGAAAAUGGUUGGAGGACUUGAAUAUGGCAAUUGAAAUGGCCAAGAAAACUGUUGAGAAAUCGGGCAUGUUCCUUGAAAAUUCUCUAUCCAACCGUUCUAACAGAUCCUCAGAUGAGGUUUCUCUAGAGCAGGAGUCCGAAGAGGACAUUCAUUCUUCUCGUAGCUCCCUGGACAGGCAGAGCCACCACCGUGCCAACACUACCAUACAUGUUUGCUGGUACCGCAAUACCAGUGUCUCCAUGACUGAUCACAGUGUGGCUGUCGAGAACCAGCUAUCAGGGUAUCUGCUGAGGAAGUUCAAAAAUAGUAAUGGUUGGCAGAAGCUAUGGGUUGUUUUUACAAAUUUCUGUCUGUUCUUUUACAAAACACACCAGGAUGAUUAUCCACUGGCAAGUUUACCACUUAUUGGUUACACAAUCAACAUGCCCACAGAGGCAGAUGGCAUUCAGAAAGAUUAUGUCUUCAAACUGCAGUUUAAAUCUCAUGUCUACUUCUUCAGGGCAGAGAGCAAGUAUACCUUUGAAAGGUGGGUGGAAGUAAUAAAGAGAGCCACAGGUUCUCCUGGAAGAUCCAGCCUUCUGACCACAAAGGAUGAAAAGGAAAGUAACACAAACUGAAAAAAGGUAGAGCUGGCUCUCUGUUGUAAAUUAUAUGCAACAAUCUGGUGGAAGACAGGAGUCUGACUUUGGCAACAAUCAAAGGAGAAGACUUCUGUUAUUUACUGUAGACCGUGAUCAAUUUUACUGUAGUAUGAAACAUGGACUAAACUCCCACUGGACUCAAAUCCAAAGAGAAAACAUGGGUGCUGGAUUUAUAUAUGGCUCAAUGUUAUUGUUUCUAUUUAUAAGAACAGAAUAAUUGGAAGUGUUUGGUUGGUUGGAAAUCUUGUGAUUUUAAAUUGAUUUCCUAAAACUCUUGAAUAGUUUGUAUUUAGUAAUAAUCUUUGUGCAACAUGCACACCAGAUAGGCACCCCCAUCUUGCAAGCCAUCGUUACAUUGUUUAUAUGGUAUUUCAACUUGCAGUAAAAUGGAGAGUUCUGAAAAUUGCCAGCAACAUAAAUUUUCAUUUUGCAAAACUGAUAUGAUGCUUUUCUUUUUGUAGAGGAAGUAAGCGAAUUGACUGGAAAUUUUGCUCAGAGCGUGCAGUUAAUUCUGAUACAAAGGAAAUCAUGUCUGUAGCACUGCAGUUAAUAUUUUGAGUUCCCUAUGUCUGGAUAUUGUUCUCACUGGUUUCCUAUACCUUUGUGUUUCUCAUGCCUUUUGAAUAAUAUUGCUCUAUUUUCUUUCUCUCCGAGUUAUAAAUAUGGACACAACCUGGUGGAAUAGAAAAGUCAGUUUAAAAAAACAGCCUGUUCCCUUUGCAGCAGAAAUAAAUAUCUGCCAGUUCAUGUCUGAACAAAAUCAAUCAAUUUAAAAAAAUAAAUUUGAAGCUGGGUGUUUGACCAUUAAUUAUGGAAAAAUAAUAAGGUACUAAUGAAUUUGUAUUCAAAGGAAUACAUAAAUGCCAAGGAUUUACAAUGUAAAACUGGAACAGGCAUAACUUCAAAUGUACGGUAUAUAUUCUGUUAUUAUGAUGGUUCAUCUAAUUUAGAUACACAGGUACAAGUCAGAAAUAACAGAUAUCCCAUUCACAGUUGUCUCCUGUAACUUAGUGAAGUUCUCCUAUGCCAUGAAGUCAAAGUUGAUGUGUCUGUCUAUACGGUAUAUUUCAAGGAAGAUGAAAAAACUACCCUGGCAAGAAGGCUCCAUGCCAUGGUAGCGCAGUGGUUAGAGUGCAGUACUGCAGGCUAACUCGCUGCUCACUCCAGUUCGAUUCUGAAUGGCUCAAGGUUGACUCAGCCUUCCAUCUUUCCAAGGUCGGUAAAAUGAGGACCCAGGUUGUUGGGGAAAAUAUGAUGACUCUGUAAACUGCUUAGAAAGGUCUGUAAAUCACAAUGAAGCAGUAUAUAAGUCUAAGUGUUAUUGCUAUUGCUAUUCUUACAUGGCACAGAGCCUCAUAUUGUCUUUGGGUAGCAGUGGAAAGUAGCUGUAGAGGGCUGGUGUUAAUACACCUCUAUUUCUGUUAGAUUGAGCAACAGUGUGGUGAUGGGUGAUGUACUGUAGGGGAAACAGUGUGGGGUGAAAUGUUAUCUUAAAUUUUGUAUUUUGGUAUGUGAGAGGCUGAAAAUAAGACGACAAAAAUUCUGAUUCAGUUCAUUACUCAUGGAAUUGAUUCAAAAACUAUAUAAAAUUAGGGUUUCUUUCCUACGAAGGGCAAAGGGAAAAUUCUGAAAUCUUUCUUGAUGAAGAGCAAAUUCCUAAAGAUGGCUAUUCAUUGUAUCUUCUGUCUUUAUUUAUUAGUCUGUUCUGGGAAAUAAACUAUUAUAGAUCUCUUAAAUGUGUUUCACUUGUAAUCAAUCAUGCAUAAACUGGGCUUUUUAAUGGUUGAUAGGAUUUCAUGAAUAACACGUGGCAACAGCAACUCCUUUGGGGGGGCAGAGGUUGUUGGAUUUUUAUUUAUUAAGAAAACUCAUCAAAGUAUAUUAGCUCUUUCAAAUUCACCAUAUACCCUAGUAAGUUUUAACAAGGAUUUACUGCUAGACAAGAUCAGGUCUUCUUCUCUCCCUGCUCUUUAUCCUAACCAUUCAAUAGAUUCAGAUUAAAAAGACAUAACUUUUUUUCCUGUGUUUGUGAAUAUCUGAUCCUAAGGUUUUUCUAACUGCAUAUAUGCUUGCAAGCUAUGAAACUGCUUUAACAUGCAUGUGCACCUUGGUGUUUAAAAUUAUGCUACUUUCUGUACGUCCCUUUAAAGAUAAGGGUAAAAAUGCAUUGUUUUCCCUCUGCCCUCAUUGACACCUGAGCUAUUAUCUGCAAUGAAUAGAAAAAUGUCUAUGGCACAGCCUCUUCUUGACUCUGGCAGAAUUUUGCAGAUUUUCCAUGUCGGAUGCUCCCUCCCCCCAAGAAAAAAAUAAAACCAGUCAUGUAAUAAUAUCCAAUCCUUUUUGAGUCUCUUUAAAUAUCAUUUGCUUUAUGUUGCUAAUAGGGUUACAACAUAUAGUUGUCUAUAAAAUCAGAUGACUAAUUCUUCUCACUUACCUAAGAUCAAGCUUUACCUCAGACUAAAAAAAAAAUAACCUAAGGAAAGUGUACAUUAAUUAGCAUCAACUUGAAACCCUGCAUUCAUUCCAUCAAACAAUACCAGUUAUCUUUGACUGGGGAGACCUAGAUUCAAGUCUACCCCAUGGCAUGGAAGUUCAGUGGGUGACAGAUCACUAACAUUCAGCCCAAACUACCAUAUUGGAUUGUUUGUGGAAAAAUUAGAUGAGCAGGUACUUAUCUUGAGCUUCUGGAAGAAAAGCAAAACGUAAAUCUAAUGAAUAAAGAAGCAAAGUCAAAACUUGUUUUACAAGUUAAUUUUAUUGGAAGUGGCAGAUCCCUUUUGCUGCUUAUUUGAAUAGCAAUAAUUAUUACUUUGAGUAUUGGAGUCAAUUUGGGAAGAUUUUGGCAAUACCGUGUGGAUUAGCAUAAAGUACCUUUUAUGAACAGCACAAAGUAGCAGCUUCUGUUCUCCAUUAGUAUACUUUUAUAUGUUGUGUAAAUAAUUCGGAGAAAUAAUGGUAAAGAAAUUGGAUUCAUAUUCUGAAUCCCAGAUAUUUCUUAAGAGCAUUAUGUUCCAGCAUAAUCUGCAUAUUACCAACCAACCAUUUUUCAGGGAGAAUAAACAGAACUGGAAGAUCUACCUCCACCCACAACUGUAAUUAUUAGGCAGUAACGUCUUUCUCAAGUCAUCCAGGGCACUAUCAGAUGUUACAGAAUUAGAAAAUGAUACUUGAAGACCUCCCACUUCCAUUUUUAAUACUGCUAUAGAUCUGCUAACUUCCUACUUAAGAGUUUCAAAUUGCUUAGAAAACGAUAGGAUACCUCCUAAAACUAUUCAG
Molecule: messenger RNA, 6616 nt
Organism: Crotalus tigris (Tiger rattlesnake)
Lineage: Eukaryota; Metazoa; Chordata; Lepidosauria; Squamata; Viperidae
Gene: FARP2
Product: FERM, ARH/RhoGEF and pleckstrin domain protein 2
Exons: 27
Coding region: 185-3316 (1043 amino acids)
Cellular component (GO): cytoskeleton
Molecular function (GO): guanyl-nucleotide exchange factor activity
Source: RefSeq, a predicted model, not a curated record